CGAGUUCGAAUUUAUUCCAAGCGCCAGCUGUAUACAAAAGCCAAGUGUUUGCCCACUCGUCACUCGACGAACAAAUCCCAUGACGGAAACCCACCAACUCGACGGCGUCCAAGCCUUCACUUCCGAACUCUCCGCGAAGGCAUCAAGGUUCCAGCGCCGCCGCUAGAUCCCUAGGUAGACUACACAGAUGUCGGUGGACUUUCGCAUACGUAAAAAUCUGUCGCUGUCGAUGACCGAGCCGAUGCAAAUCCCUGGGUCCACGUGCGAAGAUGACAGUCCCGACGGCGUGUCGUCGUCCAAGAAGGCCAAAUGCUUGCUUAACGCGUGUGUGAUUGCUGCGCCCGCGAUUGCCGGCUCCGCGAUGUACGAAGUCAAACUGGCGUAUAACAACAACAAGCAGACGAGCAUGUUCAAGUCGAAGCAGGAUUUCUUUGACCUCAAGAGCAUGUUUCAGUUGCUUGCAAUCACGAGCGCGAAGGGUUCUUGUGAGUUGUGCCAGGAGUGCGCUCAGCUGCCUUGCACCUCGAUGGACGUGUCGUGCCGUGGCGACAAUGCGUCUGCGAUCCUGGACCUCUUCUUGUCCAGCUUGAUCUCAAAGCUACAGUCUGUGGACCGUCGCUCAAUCUCUGACUGCUCCAACCACAUGGGCGUCGUUAAGAUUAUGACGGACUUCCUGGAACUGCGCAAUGUCAAGUACUUUACCUCCAAGUCGGACGAGCACCAGUACGGAGAAGGCGACUUGUCGGUCUCUCACUGCUCGCUGUCCAAGAGUCUCUCGGAGCACUUUUCGUCGUUUGAUUCUGUCUGUUAAGACCGUCCCCUCUGUCAUCCUCUCGCUGAGGCUUGGUGCCUAGCGAACCAUAUUUAAUACAAUUUAUGGGGACCCUUACCUCUGCAUUUGUCUCUCCA
This is a messenger RNA of Aphanomyces invadans, 909 nucleotides long. RefSeq lists its product as hypothetical. Bases 188 to 811 code for a protein of 207 amino acids. The record is from RefSeq and is a predicted model, not a curated record. Lineage: Eukaryota; Oomycota; Saprolegniomycetes; Saprolegniales; Verrucalvaceae. The transcript has a single exon.